This is a messenger RNA of Clupea harengus (Atlantic herring), 1225 nucleotides long. RefSeq names its product protein interacting with prkca 1. The coding region runs from base 177 to 1061 and encodes 294 amino acids. Gene Ontology annotation, cellular component: postsynaptic density; trans-Golgi network membrane; neuron projection. Lineage: Eukaryota; Metazoa; Chordata; Actinopteri; Clupeiformes; Clupeidae. The transcript is spliced from 11 exons. Gene Ontology annotation, biological process: intracellular protein transport; dendritic spine maintenance; receptor clustering. The record is from RefSeq and is a predicted model, not a curated record. Gene Ontology annotation, molecular function: protein kinase C binding; protein domain specific binding; phospholipid binding.
GACACAUAUUAAACAAGUACCAGCAGCUCAUUGCUGUAGUACGGGGUAAACUCGGCUAGUGAAAUUCGCCAGUUACGAAGCAUAUCAUACGAUUUCAUAUGAAGACAGCACAUCUAAACGUACAUUGCUGAGUCGACCAGUCAAGGUCGAAUUCGCAAAAACGUCUGAGGUCUAGAAUGUUUACAGACAUGGACUACGAGCUGGAAGAGGAUAAACUUGGGAUUCCAACGGUCCCUGGAACGGUGACUCUGCAGAAAGACUCGGGGAACCUGAUCGGGAUCAGCAUCGGAGGGGGUGCUCAGUACUGCCCCUGUCUCUACAUUGUACAGGUCUUUGACAAUACCCCUGCGGCAUUGGACGGAACACUAGCUGCUGGCGAUGAGAUCACUGGAGUCAACAGUAAAACCGUUAAGGGAAAGACCAAAGUGGAGGUGGCCAAAAUGAUCCAGGUUGUGCAGGGUCAGGUCACAAUUCACUAUAAUAAGCUACAAGCAGAUCCGAAGCAGGGGAAGUCUCUCGAUAUAGUGUUGAAGAAGGUGAAACAUCGUCUCGUGGAGAACAUGAGCUCGGGGACCGCAGAUGCCCUCGGCCUCAGCAGAGCGAUCCUGUGCAAUGACGGACUGGUGAGGAGGCUGGAGGAGCUCGAGAAAACUGCUGAGCUUUAUAAAGGACUGAUGGAGCACACCAAGCGGCUGCUCAGAGCCUUCUUCGAGCUCUCGCAGACUCACAGAGCCUUCGGCGACGUCUUCUCUGUGAUCGGUGUGCGGGAGCCCCAGGCCGCAGCCAGCGAGGCCUUCGUGAAGUUUGCCGAGGCUCACCGCAACAUCGAGAAAUACGGCAUCCAGUUGUUGAAGACCAUUAAACCGAUGCUUCAUGAUUUGAACACUUACCUGCACAAGGCCAUCCCCGACACUAAGCUCACCAUUCGCAAGUACCUGGACGUCAAAUUUGAAUACCUGUCCUAUUGCUUGAAGGUGAAGGAGAUGGAUGAUGAGGAGUACAGCUGUAUUGUAAGCAUUUCCUCCUCUUUUAUUCUCAAUGUAUUGUACUCAAGUUGGUGAUGCUGUAGAGUAGCGCCGACCACAUCAGGGUCAUUGAUUGAACUGCAGUGGAGCGUUCGAACACAACACAGUACAGUACGGUUAAUCACUGCACUGUGAAACAUUAACAUGUGUUACGAGCCAGCUCAAGGCACGAAACAAGAAGGGGAGGCCACGCAGAAUUU